UUUGACCCUCUGUAGGUCCCGUAGGUAGAUCUCGUUGAAGAUGACAUUCAAAAUAGGUACUGUUUAGCUCAUUUGAUCUAAAAGCUACAUAUGACUUAGAGUUGCAGAUGGCGAUGUUAUGUGUAAACUCUAGAUAGAUUAUUGUUGUCAUUUGUUAUCGAUUUAAUUAGCUAGUCGGUUUAUUGACGGUGAUUUCGUUAACUAGCAAUAGUAGCUAACAUUCGCUUGCAGGCUACAGCUGGUCUAACGCAGGGUUUUCUGGGUGCACGUUUUGGUUUUUGCCCUAGCUCAUCACAGCUGAUUCAAAUAAUCGAAGAUUGAAGAUUGGUUGGUUAUUUGAAUCAGCUUUGUAGUGCUAGGGCAAAAAAAACUAAACUGUGCCCAGGACAGAGUUCGGGAUACCCUGCUUUAACGAAACGAGACAGCCAUUUCGUAGUGGCUGUCUCACUACGAAAUAACUACGGUCUAUGCUCUGAGAUUACAUUUGAUUAUUUUGCAAUGUUAACUACAUUGACCAGAUUUCAAAGCCGAAGAUGGUUUGUCCAAGAGAUAAGUCGACUAUUUGCACAAGUUUGCGUUAGGCACGAGUUCAUUGGCAGCUUGUUGCUAGGGCUCAAAAGCAACUUGGCAGCACAGAGGAAAACAACUGGAAUCAUGAAUGUCAGCACGUCCUGUGCAUUGUGCGCCAAACCUCGAAUUUCUAAAAAGAAAGAACUUUCAGAAAAGAAACUGACUCGCCACUUUGUGGACCACCGCAAUGUAAAGCUACUGGCUGGAGCAGGUGGAAAAGGGGCCUGCACCUUCCACAGUGAGCCCCGGAAAGAGUGGGGUGGACCAGACGGAGGGAAUGGAGGAGAUGGUGGGAACAUAAUCAUCAAAGUCGACCUCCAGGUGAAAUCCCUGGCGCAGGUCGCCCCCGUUUACAAAGGAGACAACGGCGAUUCAGGAGGCAGUAAGAACUGCUACGGACGCAACGCCAGCUCAACCUACAUCGCUGUGCCAGUGGGCACGGUGGUGAAGGAGCAAGGGAAGACGGUGUCAGACCUCUCCCAGCACAACCAGGAGUAUGUGGCUGUGUUUGGGGGGGCAGGGGGAAAGGGAAACCGCUUCUUCCUGUCCAAUGAGAACCGCGCCCCCAUGACGGCCACCCUGGGAGAGAGGGGACAGGAGAGGGUCCUCCAGCUGGAGCUGCGCACCAUGGCCCAUGCCGGACUGGUUGGGUUUCCCAAUGCAGGGAAGUCUUCCCUUCUAAGGGCCAUAUCCAAUGCCAGGCCUGCUGUGGCUGCCUACCCUUUUACCACCCUUAACCCCCAUGUGGGUAUUGUCAACUACAGGGACCAUGAGCAAGUGGCAGUGGCUGACAUUCCUGGUAUCAUCUGUGGGGCCCAUCUGAACCGAGGCCUAGGGAUCUCCUUCCUGCGCCAUAUUGAGCGCUGUCGCUUCCUUCUCUUUGUCCUGGACCUGUCCUCCCCAGAACCCUGGACUCAGCUCCAACAACUGCGCUAUGAGCUGGACCAGUACGAGCCCGGCCUCACCCACCGGCCCCACGCUAUCGUAGCCAACAAAAUGGACCUGCCUGGGGCUCGGGGAAACCUUGAGGCCCUCCGGGGCCACGUGGCCCACAGGGUGAUCCCUGUGUCUGCCCUCACAGGCCAGAACACAGAGGAGCUGAUCCUGCACCUCAGGGAGUUAUAUGAUGGCUAUCUACAGACCCAUGGACAGGGCAGUGGGCAGGACAUGCCCACCAGGUGGUAGGUCUGCCCUGGAAAAGGACUGAAAGACUUCCAUGCCUUUUCCUCACUGCUAAGUGUACUUUGUUUAAAUUAUAGAACUAAAUAAAUACACUGCUCAAAAAAAUAAAGGGAACACUAAAAUAACACAUCCUAGAUCUGAAUGAAUGAAAUAUUCUUAUUAAAUACUUUUUUCUUUAUGU
Messenger RNA from Oncorhynchus kisutch (coho salmon), 1933 nucleotides. RefSeq names its product mitochondrial ribosome-associated GTPase 2 (gene mtg2). Gene Ontology annotation, molecular function: magnesium ion binding; GTP binding; GTPase activity. The transcript has 6 exons. Lineage: Eukaryota; Metazoa; Chordata; Actinopteri; Salmoniformes; Salmonidae. The coding region runs from base 499 to 1755 and encodes 418 amino acids. The record is from RefSeq and is a predicted model, not a curated record. Gene Ontology annotation, cellular component: mitochondrion.